AUGUGGAACAAUGCUGUAAAUAACUUGAUUGUUCCUGGAGAAUUAACUGUUAACCGGGUCGCCAACGGAAACCAGUUGUUCACCGUGGUAAACGGAGGAGGAGGAGCUGCAAAACUCGCUUCUAAUGAGUUUGCCCGAUUCCGAGGUAAUUAAAGAAUAAGGUGUCUCUCUGUGUUUUGCUUCAAAGAUGCUUACCAUUGACAGAAAAAAGCACUACGAUUCAAGUCAGAGCUUUAAGACGUGGUCUCUCCAAAAGCUGUCUGGUGCGUUUCGGGUCGAAAAAUCGAUUUCUUUCAAACUUUGCCAAGGAAUCUAUCUUAGUCCACAAGUAAUCGAUUUCAAAUAUAGCAAAAUUAUUUUUUCCCUGAGCGAAAAUCGCUUCAGCGCUCGAACGCCCACUUUUAACAACACCAAUUAUCAAAAUUCUAGUUUGAGGGUUUUGUCUCGUUUCGCAUAUUUAGAUCAACCCUUUGUAAGAACAAAGCACAUAAGUUUUGUUUCUUUAACUUUUUUUUCACUAAAUAUGUAGUUUUUUUUAUCUCGGCUCAGCCCAAAAUUUCAACUUCCUCCUCACGAUAUUUUUAUUUCGACUGGCUUCAGUAGGGUAGGAGAGCAUGGAAAUAUAAAAACAUGUUGUGGUUUCGGCGGACUUUCAGAAUAGCCGGCCAAUAAACUCGCAGGCGCAUGUUCAGAUGUAUCCAAAAUGACGGGCCGUAGUAUCAAACGUUCACCGGACGUAAUCGAUAAUGUCCAAUUAAAUACAUUUUCUUCAGCUGACAUUGAAUAUAGACAUUUCUUCGUUUUUCUAUUUUCCAUAUGCGGCAUUCAGCUUACUUACCUUUCAUGUUUGGAACGAAAUGUCGUUACAAAUACGUUUUUACUUUCCAAAAAAUUAUACAAAAGUUACAAAUUAUUUUUCUGCUUUUUCCCUACCCAUCUUACACUGAUGGCACACCUGAUUGCUUUCUUCAAAGUGGCGAACAGAUUUCCUUUUUUUGGGAGUUCUUUUGCUUGGAUUUGCGCGAGGUUUUCGCCGUCUUUAGAACUUAAUAUUUGGCUCCCCUGCUCAUACUUAAAAGAGGAAAACUAAUCAGCUUUUGGAGAAAAAUUCCCCGCUUCAAACCAAGAGAAAUCGAUCCAAAAACAGGCUAUUACGAAAGGACAACCUCUGAAGGGGAGAAUGCGAGGACCACUUUUUGGGCUCGUUUGUUACUCAAGCAGAGAUCGAAGGAUUUGUAGUGGCACUGAAUGGCAAUUUCCAGACAAUAUAUGGGAGAUUAUUGUAGUUAUCAGGGGUUGUAUUUCCCCGCAUGAAACCUCGAAAGGUGUCUUACAUUUUGGUAAUGGUAAGUGUAUUGAGGUUCGAUUAUCAUAAUUAGAACACCGCCUUUUUCACAAAGUUAUCAUGAACGCUGCUACCUAACUUAAAUGUUAUGAUCGCACACAAGCCUUACUAAGCGGCAACCAUUUUUAAAGGGCCCGAAAAGCUUGAAUAAUGAGGAUAUCCGCCAUUUUAUCUUUGGUUGUUGCUAGUAAUGUGUACGGUUACACUGGCUUUCUUGAGCAGUUGUUCAUCUGUUAGCGAGGCAUACUCUACAGCUAGCUCUUCACUAUCGUCAGGCUCAGCGUCAUCGCUGGAGGGUUUCUUGCCAUCUGUUUGCUUUCUCUUCGCUGCGAGAGGCGAAAAAAAAAUCCCUGGAUUUGAAGGUUUGAAAGCCAUUCCAUUCUAUUAAACAUUCAUGUGCCAUCGGUGUUGCGAGCUUUGCACAUAUCGUUAGCUACUUGUGUUUUUUUUGUCUAGUUAGCUACUAGUUUUUUUGAGCAAAUCAAUAAUCCAUCUGGUUUAUUUGUUUUUUUCUAAAGAAUAUCUUUUCCCGACGAUUUUAGGCUAACUUAUAGUUUAUAAACACAAAAGAAGGGACCUUUCAAUAAAGCAGUUCUCGUGGGGUUCUUAGGGUUGAAUUGAAAGGACUGCACUUUAAGUGCUGUGAAGAUGAACAGUUUCUAAAUGAACGACAUGAAAUAUUCUGAAUAAACCUAAAUCUUGUCAUAGCUAUCCUGGCCUCUGAAGUUUUCUCCCCUUUCUCAUUAAUUCAGGCUGAUAAACAAAACAAUAGGUCACCUAGAACUUUCGGCGGCUCUCUUUUUCUAUCAAGGUGAAGAUUUUUCUUUACUAAAUGAUGUUUUAUCUUAUUGCAAGUCAUAAAAAAGCUUUUAUGGACUCGAAUUGCGUGUCAAUCAUAAUUUGGCCGUAUAAAUUUCGUUUACCUUUGAGACCGCUCCAUGUGCAUUGUUAGUUCAAAUUUUCGAAAACUGCGCGCAAUUUGUUGACCGGCUAUUCUAAAAGUUUGCAGAAAUUACAACAAGUUUUUAUAUUUCCAUGCUACUCUACCCAUUUUUUUCGCCAGUCUGAAUGAAAAUAUCGUGGGGGAGAAGUCGGAAUUUUGCGCUGAGCCGAGAUAAAAAGUUGCAUAUUUCUGGUCAUGGCGGUGGCUUCAAAGUAAGUGUCAAACAAAAAAAUUUCAGUGAAAAAAACCGUUAAAAAAACAAAACUUAUGUGCUUUGUUCUUAUGAAGAGUUGAUCUAAAUAUGCGAAACGAAACAAAACCCUCAAACUGGAAUUUUGUGAAAAGACGAGCUCGGCAAUUUGUGCUACUUUUGAUAAUCGGUGUUGUUAAACACAGGACCGCUUUAAAGGAGACUGCGUCUUAACAAGCCUUUGAAAUCUACGUGAGAGGAAAUAGCGAUGGAUAUCUAUUCAUUCACCGUCAACAUGAUUAAUCUACAAUAUGUUUAACCAGACGAUCACGAGUAGUAACCUGACAUGAGUAAUCGGUUUCGGAAGGGGAAGAGAAACUGAUCGACUUGCUUUUAUUGUUACUUUUCUCUUUCAAUACAAGUUACCACAACUAGAAUGUUAUUUUGUGGAUUUGUUGUAGUUUUUAGUUUGUUUUUAAUCAAAUAGUCAUACUCUCAUUUCAAACUAAUCUCAAAAGAUUCUGCCCGAGCGUUAUUAAAAGAUUAUUUUGGAACAAUAUUCCGCAAUUAACCAGAGACAAACCAUCUAAAAAGAUGUUUAGAAAAGCACUUUUACGCUAGUACCUCGCUCAAUACUAAUGAAAUAUCAACUCUUUGGCAAUUUACUGAGCUAUUUUUAAUAUGUUUUCCUUAACUUCUUUUACCAAAAAAGUACAAGUCUUUUGUUAUAUUGACGUAACUUAUGGGGUACGAAAUUAGUUUAUCUAGACAUGCCCCUCUCUCCUCUCCUUCCUAUAUACAAUGUGACUUAAUCUAAGUGGAGUAGUUUUGUAUUGUAAGUCUUCUUUCCUUUCCUCAUCUUUAAAAAAACUCCAUUUUUAGAUCAGGAUGCAUCUCGAGGUAUUAAACACCGUAAGAUUGUAAAUCAGUCUUUAAAGUGCAAGCAGCAAUGCAGUGCAAGCAGCAUUGCAGUACAUUAUUUGAUGAAAGUAUUCUCUCAUCUUUGUGAACGUUUAAAACGGGUUCAGUUCAUACCAGUAUUUCUUUUGGUUACUGUUAGUAAACGUUUGAAUGGUGGUCAAUUCCUAACUGAUCAUGUAUAUUAUGAUUGCAAACAGAGAUAUUGGUUGAUUACCAAGCUGUGCAGUUUGUUCUCAAUCAGCAACAUAUAAAUAACUUCAUAACUGAAGUAACCCAACCAGGAGGACCUAUGGAGGCUGCACUCAAUUAUUUAUUAACUCAGCCGGCGGGAUUAGUGCCUGCAGGCGUGGUAUGUCUUUGCCUUGUAGAACUAUUCUUUUUUGAAGGAGUAAGGAAUAAUGUGAGUCCUUUAAGACGAUUCGUACUUCAGACCUAUGGAUCUUACCGUAUGAUGCUCUUCCACUGAGCAACAAAGAACUCAAUUGUGAGCUAACGAGAUAAUUGGUGUUCCAUUCCACACGAGAUCUCAGAUUUUUCUCGAAUGCUUAUUUCAAAGGUUAAAUUAUUCCCUCGCCACUGAAUUUCGCAAAGAAAAUCACGAAACUAUUCUGAGGAGAGCGGAGUCGAUAAUAAAACCCAAGUUCUUCACUCGUCUAAUAUCUAUCAAAAGCAAAUGUUCUUGCAAUGAUCUGAAAUACUUCCUCAACUGUUUCAGUAGCAAGAGCAGGCACCUUAUGACCAUAUGCUCCAUUGUUGGCUCUUAAAUAUACCAAAGCACAAACAACCCCAAACCUAAAGGAUGAUCUUACUCCUUACUAAGUGUACCUCUCUUCUUGACGGUGUAUUAAAAUUUCAAAUUGACUCAGCAUAAAGGAAGAUGUCAUUCGUCUUAUCACGACAAAAAAGGAAAAAAUUAAAACUGAGGGCCCAUGAGAAAUUGGAAGACACAUUUCAGGAUCAUUUCCACCUCUUUUCGUAUCACUUGUUGUUAAAUCAGUUGCCUUGCUCGUUCACUGGAUGAUACCCCUAAUAGUUCAUACCCUUUCAGACAACCUUACCACAGUUCAGAUGCGUCUUGGAAGAUUUAUGGUUUAGAAACACCAAUGGCUUUAGAGAUGUCUUUGUUGGUAAGUGCGGAAAAUAAUACAGAUAAAUAAAUAGUCUUAAGUGGUUUAUCGGCACAUUAUCCGCCAUAGAAGGGCAGUGGGUCCUAAGCAGUCUCCGAAAGCACUUAGCUACCUGACAAUCUCGUUUAUUCCUCGACGGAUUUAAUUAACAUGAUACAGAGUUACGUGCAUCCAUAUUCACCAAAUUCUGUGUUCACAAUUUUGUUUAUCAGGUCAUAAAGUAAACGCCAACGAUUACAAUGGAUUUCACAACUGGUACCAGUUUUUCCUAGAACAAGGGAGAAACCCAACUCAGACGACAAACAUCUGUUUCAAACAGCCACCGGAACUGCCGGCUUUCGUUGGAAACAAACGCGUCAGUUAUUUCAUUUAGAGCAAAAAAACUCUACCUGUGAAACCCAUAGGUUCAGCUGAUAAUGUGCUCAGUUACUCUACAAGCAAGUUCAUUUCGUUCUCGGAAAAUUCAAUUUUUAUCCAAUCAUAGGGCGUUGAAGCAAUGCAGUGAGGGUUGAGAGCUGGCGGAAUGGCUAAAUGGCCUGUCACACUAAUCUGAUUAAAUGUUGAGAUCGUUACGUCAAUUCCUCUCGAUUAAAAAAUACUUCUGUACUUGUCUCCUAAACAGGCAAACAAAGGGUAGAGAGAGAGAGAGAAAGAAAGAGAGAAGCACUAAGGGGAAAUUGUUUUUCCAGCUGGCCUUUAGCACGAACAUACCGAUCCUGUGCUCUGGGCUGGCUAAACAAGACACAAAAGUGUCUCCUCCUAAAUUUAGAGAGUAAUUAGCCGUAAUAUAAUAGCUUCCUAGCUUAGUUUACAGUUCGUUGCCUUUACAAUUUAUAUAAAGAAGGAUACAGUAAUUGUUCAGGAAGCACAAUUUGAAGUCAGUUGUUCAAACUAUUUCACGGAGGAGUGGAAUUCAAAAGCGUACAGCUGUUUACCUCACAUGGUUUUGCAUUACACUGACGUGAUCCUCAUUGCCGCUAACAGCCUUAAUUUCCACAUUGUAAAGGGAAGAACACUUAGUUUCUCUUUUACCUUUUCAUCUGCAGCCACAAUUUUUUCGUGACCUCUCAUUCACAUGGAGAGGGGCGACCAAAGCACCAGCGGGCAGUAGCAGCAGCAUGUUCGUUGGAACCAGCCCAUCUUUCGAAUUGGCCUUAUUCACCACUUGCUUCCUUAAAGGACGCGGAAAUGCUGGAGGAGCAAAUCCACCUCCGGGACCGUAUAGGAUAACCAACUGUGAUUGCACCAUUAACGAUAAUGGGGUCAGCACAGUAGAAGUUAGGACCGUCGAGAACCAGAAUGGCGAGGUCGUUGCAGCUGCCCCUACAAAUGUCCAUUAG
Molecule: messenger RNA, 5866 nt
Organism: Pocillopora meandrina
Lineage: Eukaryota; Metazoa; Cnidaria; Anthozoa; Scleractinia; Pocilloporidae
Source: the annotation of a GenBank genome assembly